Messenger RNA from Nicotiana attenuata, 1089 nucleotides. RefSeq lists its product as uncharacterized. The transcript has 2 exons. The annotation marks the transcript as partial. The record is from RefSeq and is a predicted model, not a curated record. Lineage: Eukaryota; Viridiplantae; Streptophyta; Magnoliopsida; Solanales; Solanaceae.
AUGGCUGAACAGCAAGCCCUCUCCACAACAGUGAGAAAUUUGGAGCGUCAAAUGGGACAGCUUGCUAGUGCUCAAAACACUAGACCAGUUGGAGCUCUUCCAAGUGACGCUGAAACCAAUCCUAGUGCGACCCUUAAUGCCGUAUCGUUGAGGAAUGGGAGACAACUAGAGGAAGUUCUAUCUAAAAAGAGGAAACAGAUAACUUUUAAUGAGAUGCCAGCGGUUGUAGAAUCAACAUCAGAGAAAGCCAAGGAGCCAGAGAAGCCAGCUAGAGAGGCGGUGGCUGAGCAAUCCCCACAAUUGGUUGCAAGGCCACCACCUCCAUUCCCUCAAAGACUGCAGAAAUUACGAGAUAAUGCCACAUAUAAAAAGUUUCUUGAUAUCUUGAAGCAGGUACAAAUUAAUAUUCCAUUGGUUGACAUCUUACAAGAAGUACCUAAAUAUGCAAAAUACAUCAAGGACAUUGUGGCAAAUAAAAGGAGGCUGACCGAGUUCGAGACUGUGGCACUCGCUGAGGAGUGCAGUUCCAGAAUUCAAGGAGAGUUACCUCAGAAAUUGAAGGAUCCAGGUAGUUUCACUAUCCAGAUCACGAUUGGUAAACAUGCUGUUGGACAGUUGGGGUUGGGUGAACCAUGCCCAACAACAGUUAUCUUACAGUUAGCUGACCGCUCCCUUGCUCAUCCUGAGGGAGUGAUUGAAGAUGUGCUAGUGCAAGUGGGGUCUUUCAUAUUCCCAGCUGAUUUCAUCAUCCUGGAUUACGAGCCUGAUCAGGAAGUCCCAUUUAUUUUGGGGCGUCCAUUCUUAGCCACGGGCCGAGCUAUUAUUGAUGUUUGUGAAGGAAAGACGACGAUGAGAGUGGGUGACCGGGUGGAGGUCUUCAAUGUUUAUAGAGCACUCAAGUUACCAGCCCAUUAUGAAGAGUUAUCCAUGAUCUCUGUGGUGGAAGGUGAUGCCACAUUGUUAGUACCCUAUAUGAGCCCUGCAGAUCCUGUUGAGCGAGUAUUGAUUGGGGACGUAGAAAAUAGUGAAGAUGAAAGGAUGGGAGAAAUUGAGCAAGUGCUGGAUAUGUCAUGCAGUUAUGUACAUGGG